AUGACAUACGGCUCUGAAUGUUGGCCUAUUAAAAAACAACAUGCCAACAAACUACAUGCUGCGGAGAUGAGAAUGCUCAGAUGGGCUGGCGGAGUAACAAUCUUGGACCACAUUAAAAAUAGCCAUGUCAGUGGCAGUUUCAGAGUGACGCCGAUCCAGGAGAAACUCACUGAAAACCGGCUCCGAUGGUACGGCCCCGCCAUGAGGAGUCAUCAUAUGACGAGGAGAGUUUUAGAAAUGAGUGAGAAGCCUAGGGGGCGCGGAAGACCCAAGACGAGAUGGAUGGCGCUUAUCCAAAAGGACCUUAAAGAGGCAAAUAAUCCAGCCGAGACGACCCAGGACAGACAUUCCUGGUGA
Molecule: messenger RNA, 357 nt
Organism: Cydia pomonella (codling moth)
Lineage: Eukaryota; Metazoa; Arthropoda; Insecta; Lepidoptera; Tortricidae
Exons: 1
Coding region: 1-357 (118 amino acids)
Source: RefSeq, a predicted model, not a curated record